Messenger RNA from Neopsephotus bourkii (Bourke's parrot), 4685 nucleotides. It is a transcript of the gene PPTC7, whose product is annotated as protein phosphatase targeting COQ7. The record is from RefSeq and is a predicted model, not a curated record. The coding region runs from base 458 to 1201 and encodes 247 amino acids. The transcript has 5 exons. NCBI's taxonomy places the organism in Eukaryota, Metazoa, Chordata, Aves, Psittaciformes, Psittacidae.
GGCGGGGCCUGAGCACGCGCGGCCAAGAUGGCGGCUGCGGGCGGCGGGCGGCGCAGCGGACACGGCCGGCUCUGACCGGGCCGCUCCACGGCGCGGCGGGAGGGCGCACGGAGGCCUCCGCGGGGCAGUGUCGGCCGGCCGGGGAGUAGACAGAGCCCCCCUUCGGGGGGGGAAUUGUGUGCGGAAGGCGAGGGCCGCUGCCGGCGAGCCCGGCCGUGAGGGGCCGGCGAGCGGGGCGUGAGGGCGGGAGCCGGCCCGGAGGGGUGAGGCGGCCCGCGGCGGUGGGAGGGCGAGGGGCCGGGCUGAGGAGGGGCAGCGCGGGCUGAGGCGAGGCUAGCCGAGCCGGCCGGCGAGCAGGGGAAGGCUGGCUCCCUGCGGCGGGCGCUCGCAGGGCAGGCGGCGGCUGCGCCGGUGGCUCCCCGCGUUCCUGGCUCUUGGCUGCUGGGCGCCCCACGCCAUGUUCUCGGUGCUCUCCUAUGGCAGGCUGGUGGCCCGGGCAGUCCUGGGCGGCCUGUCGCAGACGGACUCCCGUGACUACAGCUUGGUGACAGCCAGCUGUGGCUUUGGCAAAGAUUUCCGCAAGGGCAUCCUCAAGAAAGGCAUGUGCUACGGAGACGACGCCUGCUUCGUGGCCCGGCACCGGUCGGCUGAUGUGCUGGGGGUAGCAGAUGGUGUAGGUGGCUGGAGAGACUAUGGGGUCGACCCUUCUCAGUUCUCAGGGACUCUAAUGCGAACGUGUGAACGUUUAGUAAAAGAAGGACGGUUUGUACCAAGUAACCCUGUUGGGAUUCUCACCGCAGGUUACUGUGAGCUGCUGCAGAACAAAGUACCUCUGCUUGGAAGCAGCACAGCCUGUAUAGUCGUUCUGGACAGGACAAGUCAUCGUUUACAUACAGCCAACUUGGGAGACUCUGGAUUUUUGGUAGUCAGAGGAGGGGAAGUAGUCCAUCGAUCCGAUGAGCAGCAGCAUUACUUCAACACUCCGUUCCAACUGUCCAUAGCUCCACCAGAAGCAGAAGGUGUUGUCUUAAGUGACAGCCCUGAUGCUGCUGAUAGUACUUCAUUUGACGUCCAACUUGGAGACAUUAUUUUGACUGCAACAGAUGGACUGUUUGACAACAUGCCUGACUACAUGAUUCUGCAGGAGUUGAAAAAGCUGAAGGGGGAAAACCAGACGACAUCACCGUCCUUCUGUCUAUAGUAGCCGAGUACACAGACUGAGCUGCCCGCAGCGGCAGCCCCUGUUUGCACCCCCAGCUCGAGCCCCACACCCGGUUUCCUGCUGGCAGGAUCCUUCCUUCCUUCGCAGCCGAGCUCGGCAGCCGGUUCUCGAGCUCGCGGCCUGAAGCCCUUGUGAAGAACCACUCUCAUAGUACACUGGUCUUUGUCUGCCAGCAAGAGAUGAAGAAGCUCAAGGCUUGAAAAGCAUGUGUCUCGGAGCUCAAAAAGGGGGAGGAUCGAUCCCAAGUCGUUACUGCAUUUGAAAUGUGACUUCCUUUCAAAGGAGUAGAAUUGGUUUCUCCUCUUUCAAACUAGAUUCAAUAGCUACCACCUCUCCAGGAGGGCAUAUUACUCUACUUACUAGAAACGUUCACUAUUCAUUAGAGGGUAUGUUACAGAACACAGUUUCAUAAGCAUAGUCUUGUUACAGUGAUAGCUGAGGUUUCGUGUUUCUAAGCUCCGGUUUUCAGGAGAUUUCUACCUGCUGUAAACAUUCUGCUCUUGCCAUCCAUGGUGUCAGCCUUAGGAGCCUUUUCUAGUACGGGAUUUCCAAGACAAAAAUCCAUACUUAGUUCAAGUUCUAUGGAUGCAAAUGUGUUUUGUGAUUUCAGGUGCUUUAACUGUGAUCUUAAGGAGUUCUGCAGAUCAUUUGUCCGUGACGGGCCUGGUAUCGAGGUGUUUGGGCUGUGGAGGAUUUUAAUUUAGUUUAAUUUUGGGUCAUUUUCUUAAGUACAAAUUUUAGCUCAGCGCCAGCAAACUGAGCGGGGCAGAGCUGAGGCCCCUGCAGCAUCCGACCCCAUCGCACCGGCGCGAGGUGAUGCGGCACCGAGAACAGCUCCUCCUCAGCUCUGCCCUCGCUUCCAGCAGCUGAUGCUGUUGUUAACGAAGCUUAAUUUGUGUUUGGAGUUGCCACUUGCUCGGGUAGCACAGAGCGUGCUGCACCCGUUGAGGUCCAGUGGAUCCCUUGCCUCGCAGACGAGCACCUCUCUCUGCUUCUGCUGUGGCAGCAGCAGGAAGUACAGAACCUAUUAAUGAAUAAUCAGCUAAACUUACAUUUCAGUAACUCGAGUUUAGGGUUUGGGGAAUGAACCUUAAUGAUGUUUACAGUUCUCUAACAGCCACUUUGCAAUAUGACAUUUCCCUUUGAAUGACCGUAGCUCCCGUUUGUUCCCCCCCUCUUCCAGCAAGCUUUCCUUUUCCUUUCCUGAGGUUCAUACAAAACAAGCUGAUAGCUGUAAAGAUAUAUAUAUUUUUGGUCAGGUUUUUGUUGUUUUUUUUUUCCAUUAACUUUUUUGCUGGUAGAAAAGUCUGUAGAAAUAAAUUAAAGCCAUGUUUUUAUAUCUAAAAAGUCGGGUAAUGUUGCUGUUUAGGUGAGUGCAGUUAAACUCGGUCAGUAAGUAAUCUUACCUGCUCUCCAGAGGAGAUUUUUUACUACCUGGUUUAUUGUAUUAAAACUGUUUAAGUUUGAGGUUACCUCAACUUGUGUAAAAGAAUUUUUGUGGACUUGUACUGUAUAUUUGCGUAACUAUGUCAAGCUUUUAUUUAAGGUCAUUUAACAUGUACCAUGUACAUGUCAUUUUACUAUAUUUCAAUGCACCAUGCUUGUAACAGGCAUUUCAGUUAUAAUAAGUGAUUAAUUUGGAAGCUCUUCAGUAAUUUAUCUGCUAUUCCUAAAUUGGCGUCACGUUAGCGAUGGAUUUUGCAUCACCUUGUGAUUCCUUGUCAAAAUGCCUUAACCACCCUAACUUGACCAAAAUCUGAUUUUGGUGAGGGUACGGGAGGAUGAUGUUAAUGAAGAAUCCCUGCGUUUUGUGCUACCUGGAGCAGUGAGUGGUGGAGAACUUUGCACAAAUUGCCAGUCCUUGUUGUUUUCCACAACGGAACAAGCUGUUCCCGGCUGUCUCCUAGAAGGAAUGUAUCCACGCUGCAGCACAGGGCUUUGUUUCUUGCGUUUGGGAGGGACUUUUCUCUCUCAAAUCUUGGGUGUCUUUUACAUUUUAUUCUCCAGUAUUUCCUGUCGCGCUUCUUGAUUAGAGCGGGUUUGAUCAACUCUUCUUUCCCUUCACCUUCCCUUCAAGCGAUGCCCCUGUAGGCCCAGGCUGCUGCACCCUCACCCCUCGCUCUCACUGCGCUCAUCCCCAGCCCUCGGUAGGUUUUCCCCUUCUCCGCUUCCUCUAGAGGUAGGCACGGGGAGACGUUUGCGGAGCGGACGGAUGCGGAUGGUGACGGCGCUCGUCUCCUGCGCUGUGCUCUGCCGCUGCGGCGCCGGGAUCGGGAAUUCCCGAUGGAAGGCCAUUGGCCACUGAGCAGUACCCACAAAGCCGUUUGCCUCAUAUCACACCAUGAUUCUAGUUUUUUGUAUUAUUAAGAACAAAUUGGGGUUUUGAUUUACAAAUCAUGAGUUUAUCCCUCACCGGACACACCAAAGACCAGUAAAGCUUAUAGCUUUUCCAUCUGUUUAUAAAGCAAUACUGUAUUAUAAAGAAUUGAUAUUUUUAUCACAUGCUUGAUUGUUUUGGGGUUUGUUUUUGUUUUCCUUUACUUUCAGAUGUGCACUCGAAACAUAUCAAACCUGAUUUCUUCCUAUGAACUUAAGCUGUCUGCGCACAACAAAUUUCAUGGAAAAGGAAAUGACAGGGCCCAUCCUAUCAAAAUCCUUGUAAGCGAUGCAUGAAGCAGUAACACUUCCUAGGAAUUAGCAUAUUGUGGCUACUCACGAGAGGAGCGUACAAGGGCGUUUGUGCCAUGGAAGCGUGCGUGAGCGGAGCACGGGCUGACUCCCAGCUGCACGGAGGGGUUCUGGUUGUGGUCAGGAGCUGGUGGAUCUGGAGCGAUGAGCUGAAGGAGGAGUUUUAUACAUCAGUGACACUGAACACCCGGGGCUGGUGGGAACUGGGGUUCCUGCAGCGUUGUUGGGUGUUUGGACAAACCAGGGCUGAGAUGUGGUGAAUUGGAAUAACUCUGUGGUUCUUUGCUCCUUUUACAGCUAUCUUUGGGAGAGCUGCGCCAUCCAGCUUCCCUCCAAAUGUACUUUCUUGGUGUCUAUAAAGAAGGUUAAAUGGCUAAAAAACCCCAAAAAGCUGAUCUUGGGACCAGGCAGUUGCAGUGAGUCAAAGAGAAGGGGGAGAGGUGAGGGUCUGGCAAAGGUGUGGAGGAUUUUGUGGUGGAAUCUCCAUCUGUUGGCAAUGGAUAUCCCUUCUCUGUGGAAAAACCCAGCUGUGUGGGUAGGAAAGGGCUGUAUGAAGUAGGUUCUCACAAAGAUAGCUGAAGUAAUGAAGCAAAUCUGAGUCUGUAUCUAAUGAGGAUGCUUUGUUGUUGUUGUUAAAUGAGACUAUCAUCUAUGCUUACCUAAGAAGCAAUUAUGUGAAUUUCAUGUCUGAGGUAUAACUUAUGCAGGAAUAGUUCUGUAAAUACAUUUAAAUGAAUUGUAAAGAUAUUUAAUAAAUAUAGUAUUUAUACUAAAA